This is a messenger RNA of Cylicostephanus goldi, 255 nucleotides long. Lineage: Eukaryota; Metazoa; Nematoda; Chromadorea; Rhabditida; Strongylidae. The record is from the annotation of a GenBank genome assembly.
AUGCAUAGCCGGGACGAUCUGUUUACGGAAGGAGAGCUGAAACCCGAAAUCAAUGAUGUGUACCUGUCCAUUCCAAGAGAAAUGAGCUUGAUUUUUGACUACAUCAAUACUCUCGUAUUCGAGGACAUGGUCGACUUUGAUUAUUUAUUGGACAUACUUGGCCGUAUUGUUGAAGUAAACCACUGGAAGGUCGACGAGAAAAUGGAUUGGAUUCCAGUGUUCGUCAGCAAAAAUCUGUUUAUGGAAAAUGUGUAA